AUGCCCUCGAACUACCCUCCUCGUCAGGACACCGCAACAAUACGGCGACCCUUCCACAGCAGUCCUCACCACUCCGCAGCCCCUCCGCGGCGGCCGCUACCAGAACUUGCAAGCAUCGACGAUAGACUCGCAGAAUUCACAUUAAACGAAGCUAUCAGCACACCCGAGGUGCAGCUCAAGCUCCCGGACAACAAGGGUCUGUCGGAGCCGCAACCUCUAGGGUAUGUGUUGUCCGGGAUUGACCGCACCACACAUUUCGUCCAGCAGAUGACACCGGUCGACGAUCCGCGGGAGUUUGCCGUCGUCCGGAUCGUCACCCGCAACGAACUGGUCCGUGAGGUCACGGCGAAGAGAGAUCUGGCCCGUAAACAGGCUUCAGAGCAGAAGAGGAAAAAGCCCAAACAGUUGGAAUUGAACUGGGCGAUUGCCCCUACCGACCUGGAAAUUAAGAUGAAACAGAUGGAGUCUUUCCUCGAAAAAGGGAAGAAGGUCGAAUUGAUGAUGGCUAACAAGAGGCGCCAGCGAAAGGCCACUCGUGAGGAGGCCGAGAAGUUGUUGUCUGUCGUUAGGACAAAGUGUGAAGAGCUGGGUGCUUCAGAGGUGGCUAAAUUCACCGGUGCCAUCCUAGGCCAGGCUACGAUGACCGUCGAGAAGCUGAAAAAGUGA
Molecule: messenger RNA, 666 nt
Organism: Exophiala mesophila
Lineage: Eukaryota; Fungi; Ascomycota; Eurotiomycetes; Chaetothyriales; Herpotrichiellaceae
Exons: 2
Coding region: 1-666 (221 amino acids)
Biological process (GO): mitochondrial translational initiation; ribosome disassembly
Cellular component (GO): mitochondrion
Molecular function (GO): translation initiation factor activity; ribosome binding
Source: RefSeq, a predicted model, not a curated record